AUGACCUUGAGGAGCUGUGAGUACGAGCUGGAGUGGGAGAUACCACUCGCUAUGUGCCCCUUCAUACUGUGUUCCGCCGCCUGGGUCAUCAGCUCUGUGCAGUAUUGCCAGCUUUGCACAGCCUUACAGGGUGUGACAUCACCAGCAAAUAAAGGCAGCUCUCUCCAUAGCCUGCCUCCGACCAGCCAGGGUAUCCUGCCUCAUAUCCAGCGUGCAUUCUAUAAUGCCCACACCACCAUGCAUGCCUUGGAGAGCCACCUCGACCCUGAAACUGUCGAAUCACUGAAGCCUCAAGAGUAUGGCUAUGAGCACGACCAAGGUCAGCUAAUGCCUGCAACAUCGUGGAAAACCCUCGAGGUUAACUGUGUAUCAAAUACGGUCACUGACAGCGCCGGCGAUUCUGUAUCAACGGUAGGCCUCUUGCAUUCACCACUGACCACUGGAAAGCUGGAAGACAAGGUCAGAUUCCACUUGUUUCGUAUGAUGAACGACAGUGACGACUACGACUGCAAUGCGGUCCUGGGGGCCCCGGGGUCGGUAGAAGUCCCGCCCUGGUCCCCGGCCGCCAUAUACGCUUACUGCCUUAUGAUACUGGCCCUGACACUCGCAGUAAUAGCCGGCAACAGUUUGGUAAUCUUCGCAGUUGCCAAAUUCCGCAGUCUCCAGAGCCGCACAAACGCGUACAUCGUGUCUCUGGCGUUCUCAGACAUCGUCCUGGCGGUCCUGGUGUUGCCUCUGCACCUCUACGAAUCGUGGAACAGAUGGUGGGAUCUGCCCCCGUGGAUGUGCCAGGUAAGAGAUGUUCUGGAAUCGAGCAUGGUUAAUAUUUCCGUGGCCAAUCUGUGCGCUGUUGCCGUGGAGCGGUAUCUGGCCGUGUGUCACCCUUUCGCACACACAAAGGUGACCAACAGAAUCACCGCCGUCAUCAUCGCCUUGUGCUGGGUCGUUCCUCUCGCCAUGUGGACCAUCUACGAGGGCAGCGGCAGGCGCUACCUUGGUAUUGAAGACUUACGGUACUGUCUGUUCCAAGCCGGCAAAUGCGUGUUUCUUCUCAACCAGUAUGACUAUUACUUUCCUUCCGCUACCAUAUUUUGGAUCCCUAUGGCGCUUAUCUUCAUUACAUACGGGAAAAUAUUUGCCACGGCAAGGAGGCACGCUCGUGCGAUACAGGCGUUGCCACGCACCGAGGAACAAAGGAAGAAGAACAAGGAUUACCUAGGCAACACCAAGGCUGCCAAAGUCCUGGGCAUCGUGGUGGCAUGUUUCGUGGUCUGCUGGACGCCUGUCAGUCUCGCCUUUAUACUCGACACUGAGAUUGGCUACGGGCUCGUAUCGCCCGUAGUAGCUCAGGUGUUGGCGUGGCUGGGCUAUCUGAACUCGAUGAUGAAUCCCAUAUUGUACUACAUAUUCAGCCAGAAUUUCAAAAUAGCCUUCAAAACCAUCUUCGGCUUCAAGACGGCAACGAAUCAUGAGUUGGGCUAG
Gigantopelta aegis is the source of this 1482-nucleotide messenger RNA. Its product is annotated as trace amine-associated receptor 4-like. Gene Ontology annotation, cellular component: membrane; dendrite. The coding region runs from base 1 to 1482 and encodes 493 amino acids. The transcript has 4 exons. Gene Ontology annotation, molecular function: neurotransmitter receptor activity; G protein-coupled serotonin receptor activity. Gene Ontology annotation, biological process: chemical synaptic transmission; G protein-coupled receptor signaling pathway, coupled to cyclic nucleotide second messenger. Lineage: Eukaryota; Metazoa; Mollusca; Gastropoda; Neomphalida; Peltospiridae. The record is from RefSeq and is a predicted model, not a curated record.